AUUGCUCAGACGUUUUUGAAUGAAUAAUAAUAAACAUAAAUAAAUGUGUUAGUUUGUGUGGAAAUAUUUUGAUUAUUUAUUCGUUGAAAGUUUAUAUGUAAUAACAAACAAAAUGCCUGCAUCUAUAGGCGUAAACCUGCGUGUUACAGGACAUUGUCGCCAAGGAGGCAGGAAAUAUAUGGAGGAUUUCUUUUCAGUUGCAUAUCAGCAAACAGAAGAUGAGAAAGACUUGGAGUAUGCAUUUUUUGGUAUAUACGAUGGUCAUGGGGGUGCAGAGGCAGCAGCCUUCGCUAAGGAGCACCUAAUGGAAACCAUCAUAAAGCACAAAAACUUUUGGUCUGAUGAUGAUGAAGAUGUUCUAAGAGCUAUCAAAGAUGGUUAUAUGGCAACACAUUAUGCGAUGUGGAGAGAACAAGAAAAGUGGCCACGAACAGCAUCUGGUCUACCUAGUACAGCAGGGACUACUGCAAGUGUAGCAUUUAUCAGAAGGGGUAAAAUAUAUAUUGGUCAUGUUGGUGAUUCUGGUAUCACUUUAGGAUAUCAAGAACCUGGCAGUACGGAAUGGAAAGCUAAAGCCCUGACUAAAGAUCACAAGCCUGAAAAUUCAGAUGAGUUAGCUCGUAUUAAGAACUGUGGAGGAAAUGUUGUGACAAAGUCUGGUGUUCCGAGAGUGGUGUGGAACAGGCCGAAGCUGGGCCACCAGGGCCCCGUUCGUCGGUCGACGCCCAUCGACGAGAUCCCCUUUCUGGCCGUGGCUCGCAGCCUCGGCGAUCUCUGGUCCUACAACUACCAGAGCAACAGCUUCAUAGUGUCGCCUGAUCCUGAUUGUUGCGUGCUCAAGAUCGACACGGAUGUGCAUCGGUGUUUGGUGUUCGGUACCGACGGCCUUUACAAUAUGCUCAGCACUUCAAUGGCGGUCCACAUCGUUCAGCAAGUGGAGAGGCACAACGAGAACGCCGCUCUCAGCGACUCGACGUACAAAACAUGGUUGAAUCCCAGCAAACUGCUGGUCGAGAAGGCGUUAGAUAGGUGGCACACCACCAAGAUGCGAGCCGACAACACCUCCGUAGUGACCUUGAUGCUGGAUCCUCCGGGGCCGCCCAGAGCUCAAGUGUUGAAGGAUAGGAAGAAGAAUUUACCUGAACGAGGCUUGAAAAUAAUGACCCGGUUCGAUGACACCACGCCUCAGGAAAGCAUAAGCGACGAUUGUGAUAACGCCUCCGCGCCUGGCGAGACCGCCUCUCGUGGCCCCUCCCCCAGAACGACCUUGGAACCCAAACCAACCACGCCCUAUCCCUUCGCCACGCCCACUCCCUUGACCACGCCCACAUCAUUGGCCACGCCCGCGCCAAUGACCACGCCUACGCUUCUCGCCUCUCCUACCGACUGCGCCGAGGACGAGAACAAGAGCGAGUUUCCUGCCACCGAGUCGGCUCCGGAGAUCACGUCGGUGUCUUCAAGUGACCUUACCGCCAUUUCUCCUCUCAAAGAGAGGAAUUUUUUACCGAAAGCCAGAGAGAGCACCAGCUUCGAUCCGAGGGAGUUGACGCCGAAACCGUCGGACGUGAUCGAAAAGGAGAACCAGAAGACGCUCGAACACCGUCCGGACGACACGAUCCAGUGCAACGAGGUGUCGUCCAGCAACAUCGAACCGGACAGCGUCGACAAAGAGGAGUCUGCGGAAAGUUCGGGCAAAACUGCGAAGAGGAGUUUGCGCAGCGGGACGAAAGAGAAGGCGGCGGAGCUUGUUCCUGCGCGGACCAAAACGAGCAAAGAACAGGAAAAACCAAAGAUUUCUAAGAGAAAAAUCGAGCUGGAACAGAGCAUCCCACAACCCAGGAAAAGUAUAAGGAUAGACAAUAAUUCCAAGAAAACCGAAGAGGUGGAAGGGAAAGACAGGAAGGCCUUCCAGGCCGAAGAAAAAUUGAAGCGGCUAGCCAAAAAGGCAGACCUCGCCAAACAGCAAAUUGCCAACCCGCCCAAACCGAGCCUCGCCCAAAAAAUACUGAGAGGAGUCAAAGAGGACGCCAAGAAAAAGAGCGGCGUUCUCAAUAAACCCAUUGCCAAGAAAAAGAUACAGGGCGUACUGCACAAGAUGAAGAAGAAAUCGUCAUUGUUGAAAACUCGCAGAGUGAAGACAAAAGACGAGAAGAAAACGCUGGAGAAAAUUUUGAAGGCACAGAAGGCUCCCAAAGUGGCAUUUCAAAGAUACGUGAGCAAAAAUGCUUCUCAACGCCAAAGGAAUUCGAAGAUUCUCCGAAAUACUCUCACUAAUAAAUCUGCGAAUGAAAGCAAAAUUGCCGAAGCGAAGGAGCGAAAAACAGUGACAAAGAACCCUGUUGUGGAUACUAAAACGCCGAGACGUGGUAAAGCUGGUAGUUCAAAUGUACCAGAAAAAGAAAAUGUGAAGAAAACUCCGAGGAACACCGAGAAAAUGCUCAAAGUUGGUUCUUCUAUGCCUUCAUCGGUUACGGCAACAAUAAGCAUGCCAAUCCCUGAAGAAUCUUCAAAAUCAAAGACCUUGAGAGGAAGGUUACAGCAGAAAACGGAAAGUUUGAAGAAAAAUGUGAUGCGUAAGAAAUAAGGUGAUAGUUUGAAGAAACUAUAAAAAUCAACUAUUUUCUUGUACAUUUUUAUAUUAAUUUUAAUUAAUCAAAUAAUUGAUACGGUCAUCGGGGCGAUUUUUCUUUUCACCGAAUUAUUACAAAUGUUUUUGCAUUCAUGUUUUGUUGUCUUGAAAAAUGUUUAGGUAUCUUUAGUUCCAUAUGAAUAUUUAAUUUGUGUAGGAGUAUUCUUUAUUUUGAAUAUUUUCUGUUUGUUUAGUCAUAAACCAUCAGUACCUUCAGUUGAUUUUAGUUUAUAAGGGUUUUCUUACAAUUUGGUAACCUUAUACCAACUCAUGUGUUAUUUUUAAUUCAUUUUUCGUAGAUUCCAAUAUCACAUAUCUAUUGAGAAACUUCUCAAUUAUAUAAAUUCAAUAUUGUCUGGGAAUACAAUAAUUUCAAUAAUUUUUAUAUUGUUAUAUUGUCAUCCAAUUGUAGUACACUAUUUUAUCAUUCAGUUUUUAGUAUCUUACAAAAAUUUUGUGCCUUUGUUACCAAAAAUAUUGGAAAAUGUUACAUAUAUGUAAACUUAGGCAGAUGAGAUAUAUUUAUAAGAAAAUUAUUAUUUUCGCAAAAUACAGUUUAUAGUUAUAAAUU
Phaedon cochleariae (mustard beetle) is the source of this 3200-nucleotide messenger RNA. NCBI's taxonomy places the organism in Eukaryota, Metazoa, Arthropoda, Insecta, Coleoptera, Chrysomelidae. The record is from the annotation of a GenBank genome assembly.